AUGAAGUUAACGAAUCCAGGGCCCGUUCCAGUGUACACUGUCGCGGGGCCGUCGACAGCCCGCCCACUCCCAGACUGGCUCUUGCGCCGCAGGAAACGCAACUGCGUCCGUGUCAGUGAAGAUGGCAACUGGAUCAUGAGUACGGGCACAUACAAGCCCCAGUUCCAUGUCCACAACACACGAGAACUGUCGCUCUCCUUCUCCCGGCACACGAACUCGGAAAACGUCACCUUCUUGCUUCUUAGCCAGGACUAUUCAAAGAGCGUCCACCUCCAAUGUGACCGAACACUCGAGUUCCACACGCCGAUGGGUUGCCACUACUCCAUCAGGAUUCCUCGGUUCGGUCGCGAUCUUGCAUACCUUCGACAGAGUUGUGAAGUCUUGGUUCCUGCCGUUGGGUUGAGUUCGGAUGGGUCAGGGUACGGAGAGGUCUUCCGGUUGGACUUGGAAAGGGGCCAAUUCCUGCGCCCAUGGCAGGUUGAUGUCGGUGAGGAUGAACCCGGCAGUGGCUUACAGGGCAGCAUUCAUGCUGGUGCUGUCAACGUUGCCGCAGUCGCUGAGAACACUCACGGUCUUUGCGCAUUCGGCACUUCCAUUGGUACUGUCGAGUUCUAUGACCCACGCAGCAAGAGCCGUGUAGCUGUUCUUGGGAACCAGGACGGCGAGAUUACUGCCCUGGACUACAGCAGAGAUGGAUUAUCUCUUGCUCUUGGUACCAGCACUGGUCAAAUCCGCAUCUUUGACCUGAGAAACCCGCGCCCAUUGUUGAAAAAGGACCAGGGCAUGGGGCUUCCCAUCAAGAAUCUCAUCCACCUUACGACUCCUACCGAGGAGCGUAAGCUGCUUUCGGCAGAUAAGCGAAUUAUCAAGAUCUGGGAUGAACAGAGCGGUGACCUCUGGACCUCGGUUGAGCCGCUUGUCGACCUCAACUUCGUUACCCAUGUCCCAGACUCAGGCAUGAUCUUGACUGCCAACGAAGGCAAGCAGAUGCAUUGCUUCUUCAUCCCUAAUCUUGGUCUCGCGCCAAGGUGGUGCCACUUCUUGGACAACCUGGUUCAUGAGAUGGAAAGCGAGAAGCGGACAGAAACCUACGACAACUAUAAGUUCCUCACCAAGCCCGAGCUCAAGUCCCUCAGCCUGGACCACCUCAUUGGCAAGACCAAUCUGCUUCGGCCGUACAUGCAUGGUUUCUUCGUGCAUGCCAAGCUGUACGAUCAGGCCAGGCUCAUCACCAACCCCUACAUCUGGGAAGAGGAACGAGCGAAGCGUAUCAAGGAGAAGAUCGAAAAGGAGCGCUCCAGCCGUAUCAGAGGCAUCAAGAAGGUCAAGGUUAACCAGAAGCUCGUGGAGAAGAUCGCGGAGCGCCAAGAGAAGAAAGGAAAGCCCGACGUUGCGGCUGCCAUGCUGCAAGAUCCUCGUUUCGGAAAGCUCUUCGAAGACGAAGAGUUCGCCGUCGACGAAACCAGCAGAGAGUUUCGCGCCCUCAACCCAAGCACAAAGAUUCCCGGUGCCCAAGGAGAUCAGGACGGCGAUGUCAAGAUGGGCGACUUCUCCAGCGAAGAGGAGAGCAGCGAAGGCAGCGGAUCCGAAGACGAGCGCGAGCCCCGGCGCGAGAACAAAAAGCCAGAGAAGCCCAAGGAGAAGCCGAAGAAAGUUGAAGAGCCCAAGAAGCAUGAAGCAUCCAAGCCCAAGGACGAAGUCGUCAUGCAGAUCCGGUCCUCCAAAGAGCAAGGCGGCAAGCUUGGGGAUACCGCCUUCGGCGAGCGGGAACAGAAGGACACCCGUGCUUCUAGGAUUAGGACAGGAGAGGUUGUUGGGGAGCAAGUGCUUACAUUCAUACCCGAAUCUAAGAAGAAGAAGCCACAACCAGCGCCAGAAACCAAACCCCGCACCGACAGGAGAAGCGCCAGCAACAACGCUCUCCGGAAACUAUGA
This is a messenger RNA of Thermochaetoides thermophila DSM 1495, 1935 nucleotides long. RefSeq lists its product as uncharacterized. The coding region runs from base 1 to 1935 and encodes 644 amino acids. The record is from RefSeq and is a predicted model, not a curated record. Gene Ontology annotation, cellular component: nucleus; nucleolus; 90S preribosome. Gene Ontology annotation, biological process: maturation of SSU-rRNA from tricistronic rRNA transcript (SSU-rRNA, 5.8S rRNA, LSU-rRNA). The transcript has 3 exons. Gene Ontology annotation, molecular function: protein binding. Lineage: Eukaryota; Fungi; Ascomycota; Sordariomycetes; Sordariales; Chaetomiaceae.